Molecule: messenger RNA, 2696 nt
Organism: Saccostrea cuccullata (small rock oyster)
Lineage: Eukaryota; Metazoa; Mollusca; Bivalvia; Ostreida; Ostreidae
Exons: 2
Coding region: 526-2076 (516 amino acids)
Source: RefSeq, a predicted model, not a curated record
UUUAAUUAUGAGUUCGUAAUGUUCCAUGAAAAGAGAGAGGACAUUGAUAUUCCAGUUUUGUUUUUUGCAGCAACACUUUGACAUAUCCUAUUCCCCAAAGUGUGAAAACUGUGAAGCAUGGAGCUUGUUCAUUAGAGUCUAUUCCUCAGAAUUACCGUUCAGAGGCCUCCAUUAGCACAUGGGGUAACGAGUGAUACCAAUUACGAAAGGUUCAUAAACCGAUAUUCAGCACUCAUGUCGAUGUUGGUGAGAAUAUUGGUGCAGACAGUUUUCCAAAUAUGAUCGAUGAUGACUUAAUAAGAAAUACAGUAUUGUAUUCACAUUAGUUUAAGGCAUUGCUAGGACCGCCACGAUGUACUUGUACAAUGAAGGGACGUUUAACUGCGAUAAGAAUUGUGUUGAUGACAGCUACCGGGAAGCCCUAUUGUCGCUAGAUGACCACAUGGUUUAUUGGAAAUGAAAAAGAAAACGUUUUUUCUUGCUAAUCUAGGACCUAAAAUCAUACGGUAAUUUUACAGAAUAUCCAUGAACCUUACGGGGGUAAACUGCUCGUCCAGUUUGGCGACAGAUACUAAGUUAAGCUAUUCCUGGAAACUCAUAGUGUUUGUGUCUGUAUUUCUGUGCAUAUUCUUGGUGAUCGGUGUGACAAACGGACUUCUGUUCAUACACUACAGAAAAAGAACCAUUAAGCUUCUGGAUAUUUUUCUUUUAGUCAUAUAUAUAGAGAUCACAAACCUGUGCUCAAUUCUUUCCUUGGUUCUUCUUUUAUUUGAGUCUGUGAGCCACUAUUCUGACUUAGUGAGAAGUUUAUCUUUUCCUUUCGUCAUAAACUGUUUCUGUCUGACUCAAGUUGUAAUUCUUAGACUCACUCGUCUUGAUGUGAGACCGAUUAAAUAUAAUGGAAUUAAAUGUGUUAUUUUGACUACCUGUGGUAUGCUGUUGAUGGCCAUAACUCUUCAAAUCCUAAAUUUUGUCACCUGUUUUGACAUGAAUUUGAUAAUUUUAUCAGAUAUUUCUUUUAUUUGUUAUGCGUCUUAUCAUAUGGUAUGUUUUAUUUUAAGUGCCCCUAAACUUUCCAAAUACACACAAGAAUUGAGAAAUGUCAAGCGAGAAAUAAGCAUCCAUACGCUAUCAAAAAGGAAUUAUUCCUCGCGUGAGUCUUCUGUGAAGCGCGUAAAAGCCCCUCGUCUCAGAAAUUGCGGGAACUCUGUGAAAUUAGUCAGUGAUUCAGAAUCUUCUGAAUGUUUGACAGAACAAACAAAGUCAUCGACAGUGGAAUACAGUACUUGUAGACACGUCUCUCUAUACAGAUGGGUUUCUAAAUCGUCGGCAUGUAAUUUUAUAAAAGAAGAAGGUAAAUAUGAAGGUGUGAAACGGACUUCAGACACAAAUUUAUUCUAUGAGCUCAGUGAUGAACCUUUUGCUUCGAGGAAUCAAAGAGACUCUGAGGGACUACCCAGAAAAGGUCACAGGUCAAUGUCAUUUCCACGAGAGGGAUCGGAUGCUACACCUUUAACUCUAAAAAUUCCUAGAUCCUGUUGCAAUUUGAAUAAAUCUGAUACUCUGUGUGUCAAUGAUCAUACAGAAUUCAAACACAACAUUAGUCCUGCUUCAUCUAAUAGUUCGGGAAUAACCAGAAUAAGCAGAAGAAAUCUAGGUAGUGGUUAUGUGGCAGAUAGUGAAGUUAUUAGUAUGAACUCUGAUUGUAGCGAAAAAACUCAACCUUUGGAACUUUUGUUCCCUUCUGCCAUCACCUUGCCAAAUUCAUUAUCAUUCUUAAGUUUUUAUCGCGUUCAACAAGGUCGUCUUUUACACAGACUUUUGUAUCUUUGUUACACUUUAACAGUUAUUCUCUGUGUGUCCUCUCUGGUCAAAGUGUGCCGUGUUUAUAAUUUCUGGAAACAGAAAAUAAAUGAGGAUAUUCAAAAACAGUUGACAAUUCGUUUUUUUGACAGAAUGACGGAUGCAUGUGUUGUUCUGCUGACAACCAGUGCAGUUCGUUUGGUCGUUCAGCAUCGAACAAAUCGUAGACGGAAGACCGACACGUCAAAGACAGAAACUAACAGCGUCACGUGAUUCUGCGUUUUGCUUCUUAAAGUAAUAAAUGUGUCUAUUUCAUGUAUAAAUCAAUCACUUUUUGUUGGAUGUGAGGGUUUCAUUAUUAAAAGUACCGUCUUACAAAGUCUUUGUUCUGUAUGGAAAAAUGAAUUGUCUGCUUUUAAUCAAUCUAGAACAUAAACAUCAAAAACUAUUUGAAAUUGAAGACACGUAACUUUUAAUUAUGUCACCCCAAACGGAUCUGAUUCGCGGAAGUUUCUGCAGAUGGCUUUGACAGUCUCAAUCACACUUGGCCUUGGUGACAUUUACCAUGAAAUAUGAAGACAAGAACUGUAAUAAGACUCUAAAUUCUAAAGGAACUAUAAAAAUUUGGAGCAGUGCAAACACAGACCUCAUAGAGGUUGGAUCAGGUGCCAUGGAGGAGUAAGCAUCGCUUUUCGGCCCGAAACAUCCGUCAUGUGCUCCUUGGAAUCUCUUGAUCGGACUAAGAAAAAAAUCCUUUAAAAAUAAUUUAUUUGAAAAACGUAACUCAACAUUCUACCUAAUGAAAGGUUGCAUUUGUAAACAAGGUCAUUGUAUAGAAAAAGAAAUUGUGAAACGUUGACUUUAAUUGAGACUAAAUGUCAUUUCUUCCAAUA